Messenger RNA from Pelagomonas calceolata, 1371 nucleotides. Lineage: Eukaryota; Pelagophyceae; Pelagomonadales; Pelagomonadaceae. The record is from the annotation of a GenBank genome assembly.
AUGCUGGCAGGCACGCCUGCGCAUGUUUGGCGCAUCAUCCUUAUGGAAGGCAUGGAGCGGUUCUCGUACUACGGUUUUCGAGCAAUCCUCACUCUCUAUUUCGUCAGCCUAGACAUGCGCGAGAGCAGCGCGGCGGCUGGCUUCAUGUUCACCUCGGCGCUCGCCUACGCCGCGCCGUUGGUCGGCGCUUGGCUGUCGGACGAGCGCUGGGGCCGUUACGCGACGAUCAUGCGCUUCGGCAGCGUCUACGCCGUCGGCCUGUGGGUCCUCGUGGCCGCGGCCGCCGUGGCGUCGCUUCCCUGGACGAUCGUAGCCCUGGUGUUCGUCGGCUUGGGUACGGGUGGCAUCAAGCCCUGCGUGUCCACGUUCGGUGCGGAUCAAAUCGACAACGCGAUCGGCGACGCGAGCGAGGCGACGCGGCGGUACUUCGCCGUGUUCUACGCGUCCAUAAACCUCGGCUCGGUCUUCUCGUACCUCCUCGUCCCGGCCAUGCGGGCCAUUUUUGGCUACGCUGCUGCGUUCGCCGUGCCCGCGGUCCUCCUCGCGGCGGCCCUCGCCGUUUUUAUUGGAGGGCGGCGCAAAUACACGAUGCUGCCGCCGCGCGAGGGCGGCGUCGGCGUGCCGGCGGCCAUCUGGCGCGCGUGCGCGUGGCGCGUGCCGGACGACGACGACGCCCGGGAGCUGCGGUCGAUUGGCGAGGUGAUGGUCCUGCUGCCCGUGUUCUGGAUGCUCUACGACCAGCAAGGGAGCAUCUGGGUCGUCCAGGCGUCGGAGAUGAAGAACUUCAAGGGCAAACUACAACCGGAGACGAUGGGCGUCAUCAACCCCGUCCUCAUCCUGCUGCUCCUGCCGCUCUUCGAAAAGGUUAUAUAUCCGGCAUUGGAAAGACGGGGCGUCAGCACGCGCGCGCCAUGGCGCAUGAUGGCCGGCAUGAUUGUCGCGGCGGCCGCGUUCGUCGUCGCUGGUCUCCUGGACCUGAGGGUGAACAGCGGGCAGCGCGUGAACAUCCUCUGGCAGCUUCCGCAGCUCUUUCUCAUCACUGUCGCCGAGAUCCUGGUGAGCGUGACCGGGCUCGAGUACUCGUACGAGAAAGCACCCGAAGCGAUGCGCGCAUCCGUCUCGGCGCUCUACCUCUUAACGACGGCAGUAGGUGACCUGAUGGGCGGUUUUCUCUUCGUCGCCGCGGGCCAUCUAGGCGUGAGCCGACCCGCGGUCCUCUUCCUCUGCGCCGUACUUGUUCUGCUCACGGCCAUCGCGUUCCGCUUCGUCGCGCGGAAGCACUUCGACGGUUUUGAAACAAAACCAGUGCAGACCGAGGAGGACCCCGCGGAGGAGCUCCAGGCCGUCGAGAACGUGCUCCUCCGAGGCUAG